UUGACUGGACACAUUACUGUAUUUAUAUUUAUCGUUCUGUCAUUUAUUGUUUUGCACUGUCUACUCGCGUAUGGUGUUAGCGACCGAGCAGUCGAGGAUCUAAUGGUGAAGAAGUUCCAUGUACGCUAACAUGCCUAAAUGCCCAGCUUUGCAAAGUAUUCCAGAGACAACAACGAGAGCGCUAGAGAAGAAUUAUUGCUGAACCGAUACCACACCUCUUCAUCUUGUAGCAACACCCCAACCACUCGGAUUUUACUUUUCAGAAGACUUCCACUUAUUUAAUGUGUUUAUUCUUAUUUUUUUCCUGACUGAACGGAUAUGUGAAAAAAUCACCCAGGAAGGUGUUGCCAAGUGAAGUGUUGACAAGAGUUUACGAGUGAAGUUUUCAGACUUUUUCUUCUUGUUGUGGCGGUUCCUGUCAAGUCAUUGGAGAAGGCAAAAUGGAUCAAGCCAGCGGUGGUGACGACCCCAAUAAACCUUCGAAAAAGAGGUCCAGCGAAGAUGAUGGCAGAAACAAAAAGCUGAACAUACACAUAAAAACAUUGGCUGAUGAUAUGCGCGAUCGCAUUACCAGUUUCCGAAAGACAGGAACGAAGAAGGAGAAGCCGCUCAUACAGCACCCCACGGACCCCCUCUCCAUCCACACCGAACUGCCCAUCCCUCAGCCCCUUUUCGACGACCGUUCAAAGAACCUCUCAGAAAAGGAGAUCAUUGACCUCUUUGAGAAGAUGAUGGAGGACAUGAAUCUGAAUGAAGAGCGAAAGGCGCCUCUACGCGGGAAGGACUUGAGCACCAAACGGGAGAUGGUAGUUCAAUACAUCUCUGCCACUGCCAAAUCUGGAGGACUGAGGAACAGCAAGCAUGAAUGUACGCUCUCAUCCCAGGAAUAUGUCCAUGAGCUUCGUUCUGGUAUCACAGAAGAAAAACUGCUCAAUUGCCUGGAGUCGCUUCGGGUUUCUCUCACCAGUAACCCAGUCAGUUGGGUGAACAACUUUGGUCAUGAGGGUCUUGGACUUCUUCUGGAUGCACUGGAGAAGCUUUUGGAUAAGAAACAGCAAGAGAUCAUUGAUAAACGGAAUCAGCAUAAACUUAUCCAAUGCUUGAAAGCUUUCAUGAACAACAAGUAUGGCCUGCAAAGGAUCCUGGGAGAUGAGCGCAGCCUGUUGUUACUGGCGAGAUCCAUCGACCCCAAACAGACCAGCAUGAUGACCGAGACUGUCAAGAUCCUGUCGGCCUUCUGUAUCAUCGGCGAGGAAAACAUCUUGGAUAAGAUCCUGGCUGCCAUGACAAUUGCUGCAGAGCGGAAUAAUAAGGAGAGAUUUGCUCCAAUUGUUGAAGGACUAGAGAACCACGAUGCCCAACAGCUUCAGGUUGCCUGCAUGCAGCUCAUCAAUGCGUUAGUUACUUCCCCGGAUGACUUGGACUUCCGGAUACAUCUGCGAAAUGAGUUCCUAAGAUGUGGCCUCAAAAAGAUCCUUCCUGAGCUCAAAGAAACGGAAGAGCUGGACAUCCAGCUCAAGGUGUUCAAUGAGAACAAGGAGGAGGACUCCAUCGAACUCUCCCAUCGCCUGGAUGACAUUCGGGCCGAGAUGGAUGACAUGAACGAGGUGUAUCAUCUCUUAUCCAACAUGGUGAAAGACACGGGCUCCGAGGCCUACUUCCUGUCCAUUCUGCAGCACCUCCUGCUCAUCCGGAACGACUACUACAUCAGGCCUCAGUACUACAAGGUGAUUGAAGAAUGCAUCUCGCAGGUGGUCUUGCAUCGAAGUGGUAUGGACCCCGACUUUGGCUACAGUCGCCGAUUAGAUGUGGACUUCACCCAUUUGAUUGAUCAGUGUGUAGACAAAUCCAAAGUUGAAGAGAGCGAGCAGAAAGCUGCCGAGUACUCCAAAAAGUUUGACGAGGAGUUCAGCGCACGGCAGGAAGCCCAGGCUGAGUCUCAAAAGAAAGAGGAGAAAAUCAAAGAGUUGGAAGGAAAGAUCCAGGCCCUGGAGUCUCAGUUAACUAUUGAAAGUGACAAGCUCAAAGAAACCCAGAGACUCAUCAGGGACUCUGAAGCCAAGAUUGCAGCUGGUCCAGCUGCGCCCGGAGCACCACCUCUGCCACCGCAACCGGGAGGUGCUGUGGCACCCGCUCCUCCACCUCCUCCACCGCCUCCCCCAGGUGGCUGUCCUCCACCACCACCGCCACCUCCUCCUCCCGGCCAUGCCAGCGGUCCACCGCCCCCGCCGCCGCCUCCUCCAGGCGGGGGACCUCCACCGCCGCCACCCGGGUGUGGGCCUCCACCGCCUCCACCUUUUUUUGGGGGCCCGGGCGCACCUCCUCCGCCUCCUUCAAUUCCUGUCCUCAAACUGCCAUAUGGACUUCAGCCCAAGAAGCUUUACAAGCCUGAGUCCGUGAUGAAGAGAGUCAACUGGAAUAAGAUAGUGCCGCAGGAAAUGGCGGAGAAUUGCAUCUGGAUCAAAGUGAAAGAGGAGAAGUUUGAGAAUCUCGACCUGUUUUCUCAGCUCUCCCACUGCUUCUCGUCACAGAGCAAAGUGAGGAAAGAUCCCAAAGAUGAGACUGACGACAGAAUGACACAGUUUAAAAAGAAAGCAAAGGAGCUUCGCAUUUUGGACCCCAAGACCGCACAGAAUCUAUCAAUUUUCUUGGGCUCGUUCCGCCUGCCUUAUGAAGAGAUCCGAGAAAUUGUGCUUCAGGUGGACGAGGAACGACUGAGCGAGUCACUCAUCCAGAACCUGAUAAAAAAUCUGCCGGAGCAGAAUGAGCUGUCAUCAUUAGCGGAACUUAAGGCUGAAUAUGAAGAGCUGGUGGAGUCGGAGCAGUUUGGCAUUGUGAUGAGUUCAGUCAAGCUCCUGCGGCCGCGUCUCAAUGGCAUCCUUUUCAAGUUGACCUUCGAGGAGCAAGUGAACAACAUUCGCCCCGACAUAAUGAACGUGACGUUUGCCUGCGAGGAGGUAAAAAAGAGCGAAGGCUUCAGGAAGCUGCUGGAGUUGGUGCUGCUGGUCGGCAACUACAUGAACGCCGGCUCCAGGAAUGCCCAAACAUUUGGUUUCAACAUCAACUUCCUCUGCAAGCUUCGAGAUACCAAAUCAAUCAGUCAAAACACAACGCUUCUUCAUUUUUUGGCUGAGAAAUGUGACGAGACAUACCCAGAGAUUUUGAGGUUUCCAGAAGAACUUGAGCAUUUGGAGAGUGCCAGCAAAGUCUCUGCUGAAAUCCUCAAAAGCAGUCUGGCCACCAUGGAGCGUCACAUCGUGAGGCUGGAGAACGACAUUGAAAACUUCCCCAAAAGUGACGACACGCAAGAUAAGUUUGUGGAAAAAAUGUCCGGCUUCUGCAAGCUUUCACGGGAGCAGUACGAGAAGUUGUCAAUUAUGCACAAGAACAUGCAGAAGCUUUACGAGAACAUAGGUAGCUACUUCACCUUCGACCCGCAAGUCAUCAGUGUGGAGGACUUCUUCGGGGAGCUGUCCAACUUCCGCAUCCUCUUUUUGGAAGCUGUGAAGGAGAACCACAAGAAGAGGGAGAUGGAGGAGAAGAUCAAGAGAGCCAGGCUGGCGAAGGAAAAAGCUGAGCGCGAGAAGCAGGAGCGGCAGCAGAAGAAGAAGAAGCUGAUUGACAUGAACAAAGAAGGAGAUGAAACUGGAGUGAUGGACAGCCUGAUGGAAGCGCUGCAGUCCGGAGCAGCCUUCCGGGAUCGGCGAAAACGGAUGCCGCGCAAUGGUGAUCAAAGUCCUUCCAGUCCAAGUUCUCGGUGGCCGACUGCUAACUAUGGUUACAGAACCCUAGACAACCGGCGCGCAGUCCUCGAAAGGUCCCGCUCGCGCCACAACACGAACCACCAAGGCCGAUGAUGGACCCCACCUCACAGGCUUGCCACAUGAGCGCCAAAAAUCACCCGGAUGACUUCCCAACAACCCUGUCACUGUGUCGCAAAAAAGCAGCAUCAAGUCAUUCAUGCCUUAGACAUUUUCUGCUAGUCUUUACAAAAUACUGUAUUGUCCUCUUUCCAAUCAUAGGAAAAAAGAUGUUUUAAGUCUAAUGGUGCUACACGCCGCUUACACUUCCACCAAGGACAACAGCAUCAGCAUGUCAAAGAAGACUGAUUGCUUUUAACAAAACACCCUAUGGCUUUUUAAAAGGAAUUUCAACAGCCAAGUUGGAAGAAGCUGUAAACAGACAAACACAAGAUACUGACUGCAAACUGGGAGAGUCUGAGUUAUCCCGCAAAGCUACCAGAGUUGGCCACUGCCCACUCUGAUACUUCAUAGCAUGUGACACAGUUUUAGUUUGACGACGUACAUUAUACUUUUUACUUUGCUGUUUACUUUGGCUUGACACAUUCCUUUCAACCCCAUUUUAUCAAGUCAGUUUUAUGGUAGAGUAUUCAUGUGAGGCUGCACGGUAAUUGCCAUAGCCUGCCGAGUGUGUGUGAUUGCUUUAAAGUGAUUGCAAUACGCUGUAUUUUUGGUUCCUUCUGGUGCUGGGAAAGGAAAGUGUUUGGAUGCCGCGAGUGUGAAUACAGUGAACACCAUUUAAUACAUACAUGACCUGCUCAUAGUCGGUGAAAAUUUUCAAUUUAGUUCAGUUCAAGAAGUGAGACUCAUACGUACAUUCAUAUACUCUCUGUCUCUGUCUCUGUCUCUGUCUCUGUCUCUGUCUCUGUCUCUGUCUCUGUCUCUCUCUCUGUCUCUGUCUCUGUCUCUCUCUGUCUCUGUCUCUCUCUCUCUCUCUCUCUCUCUCUCUCUCUCUCUCUCUCUCUCUCUCUCUCAUACACUUACCACACACUAAAUGAAUUAUUUCAGGAUUUUAUUUGUUUAUUUUGGCAUGUACACGAUCAUCAUCCCAUGUGCUGUUUUCAUCUGACUUGUACAUGGCUUUAAAAAUCGAACAUCAAUAGAGAGUAGGGCCCUGAUAACUAGUGUUGAUACCGUGUAGUAGAAAAUGGGCUUGUUCAUUUGCUCAUGCUCAUGUUUGAUACAUUUUAAGGCCAUGACCAUUUUGAUAGGUUUCCCUCACAAACCAGUAAAAGUUGCUCGCUGAAGUCAGUGUUUUAAUUACUCCUAAGUUCUCCACCAGUAGAUUUUUUUUUAAAAGGUUUUAUUCGCCUAUAUAUCAGAAGAAGGACAUUAUUGACAUUUGAUGCUUUGAGAAGUGGUGGUCUCACAGUGCAACCAUAAUAACACAAUAUUUUCAUUUGAAACGUUCAUUUCCUCCUUGAAAGAGUACCAGUACAUUCUAACAAUGCCUGGUUAGUUAAGUUUCUAAACAGCCUACAUCUCAUACCACUGAACAAAAUGCAUCAUGUUUUUAGGGCAAUUGGGAGCCACUGGGCAUAUUUUAUGCAUACAUUUGAAACAAGGUGAAGGGGAAAAAAUAUGCAAAAUCGGAAAAAUCUACAGAGGAAAUCGGCGUCCGUGACAGCAAAUUAGAGCGAGCUUUUCCUGGUGGGCUCUCUGUCGCAGCCGCCUCUCAGUAGCAUCUCUCAGCUAAUGAAAUGUUAAACAUUCAAACAAACACCCAUCCCAUGCUUGUUUGUGUUCAAAACAGUGGAAAAGUUGCCUGGAGCUUUGCGGUCACAGUUCAGGAAUGGAGCCUCCACCGCAUAUUCAUGUAUUCAUGCCUGGGGUGGCGCGGUCCACUCGUUCGCUGCCCUCAACUUUAAGCAGAUGCUGCCAAAAACAAGCAAUGAGGCCACAACCAGAAUCAAGAUGCUGCUUGUCUUAGCCAGUGAGCCUCCAACCAUCAUCGCACUUAAAAUAUGUGUGUGUGUAUAUAUAUAUACGCCAUAUAUAUAUAUAUAUAUAUAUAUAUAUAUAUAUAUAUAUAUAUAUAUAUAUAUAUAUAUACACGUACGUGCAUUUACAUUUGGGUUUACAUCUAAAUCCAGUGCUAUCUAAGUAUGACCACAAAAACCAAAUAAUUUAUGUUAACAUAAUUUCAAUACAGUGGUACCUUGAAGUAUUACCCCCCCCUAAAAAAGAAAACGUAAUUGAGAUGAAUUACAGUACCACUCAAAAUUCUGGAAAGCUUUUCUUAUAUGAUUAGAUUAGAAAGAGUCAUUUGAAGUAAUCAAAAGAAUCAUUCAUUCCAAAAGCUUAACUGCCACCACUUGAAAAACAAUUAAUUGUACAGGAAUUGUUUUAAGGGACAUUAAUCCCCCAUUUCUAACAUCGAACCUGGGUCAGUUUCAAACAAUAAAACACAAGUAUUACAUGACAUUAAUGUAAUGGUGAAACUUGCACAAAAAUAUUGUUGCGGCUCGCUUGCUAGCACAAGGACCUAACGUGAACUAAGUGCUCCUUUUGUUGAUCAAGACAGAAAAACUCAAUAACACAUUUAAAGACCAAGCCAAAAGGAGAUGUUUCUUCAUUAAAGUUGAAGCUGCCAAAAUUGGUUGAAAUUUGGGGCACAUUUUUCACCCAAAUUUUGGUCCAUGUCAGAAUUGAAAAAUUUCUGUUCAGACCUCAAGGUACCACAGUAAUCAGUAGGGGUGUAAAGGUACAUGGCAAAAUAUUGAACCGUUUGGUCUAGCUCAGCACAGGACGAAAUUAAAUUAAAUUAUUGCCAGGUUUUAAAAAAAAAAACUUAUGAAAAGAAAAAUAAACCAAUACUUUGAUAGAAAAAAGUGUUUUCUGUAUGCACAAAAGGUGGACCGAAACUGUACCAAAAAACAUAACACAAAAACCGAUGUAUGAAGCGUACAGUGGGUUAUCUGUACCGUUGCACCCCUAGCAAUCAGCAGAAACAGAUUUUUAUUUGUUUUAUCUUUUCACCAAGGAAAGUCCUUUCUUCCCCUUUUUCAGAUGCAGUUGUAUUUUAAGAGACAACAAAUCCACUCAUAACAUCCUUGUAGCACUUCUUUGAAGAAAAUUGAUUUUUGAUAUCUUCUUUGUGUUUGUGUGCCAUCCAAUUUACAAAAAUGCAGCUUCUGCUAAAGUAUUAGUGCCACACUGAAGUAAAUAAAUCGUGCGAAAAUUGACAAUAUGACAAUAAACUGGGAAUGUUUGGAAAAUGAAGCCUUUUGCACAAUUGUGUUCAGCAGCUCAUACUGAUCAGGGUGUUCAUCUAUCAGAACAUUAUCAUAUUAUUAUUAUUAUUACUAUCAUCAUACUGUAUUAAAAGUAUACGCUUAUUGUGGUAUUUUUAACGCUAAAAUUACUUUUUUUUUUCUUCCUUUAUUUCUUGUACAUUUUUUUAUUGUUGUCAUCCUAUUUUGCGUUUUUCUUCUCUGUGUGGCUCUAAUACUUUUCCGUGAAAUACAAACCAAAAAAAGACAGUGUAAAAUGUUUUUGUUUAUUUUUUUUAAUUUAUUUCAUGUUAUCAAUAGUGUCUUUGUGGUUUAAACUGUUCGAAUUGGGGGGGGGGGGGGGUACACAAUGACAAAAUCACUUUUUAAAAACUGAACUUAAACAAUUUGAAGGAUCAGCACAGCUUUCUUUUCAGCAUAGCCUUCUUCAGUUUGGUGGAAAAUGUACAGACCUGUUUUCUAUUUUCUGCAUUGUGCGACAGACAUUGUUCCAUAUACUUAUUGUUCAUUGUGGAAUUUGGGAUAUUCAUGUGAUGACAAAGGUGGUGGUAUUUUUUGUGUAUGAAGCUCGAAGGUCUGUUGUGGAUGUUGCAAAUGCUGCUGCUGCUUUCAAGGGUUUCGUGUAAAAUAUCACUUUCAAACAAACAAUUAGAGUAGACACAUUGGAACAUGUUCCUUCUUCUACCAUGACGACAUUCUUAUUGGCCCUGUAAGUGUUUGUGUUCCCUUCCUUUUUGUGUUGAAACAGCAAAAUGCAAACUCAUUAUUUAUGCGUGUUGUGUUCAAUGGCCGGGCGCCUUUUUAGCUUAAUAAACUUGUGCUAGUGGCCAGUGUUAAGGAAAAGCAAGCAGGGGUAUGAAGCGUCCUAUUCAAAAUGUUUAAAAAGGAAAAAAAGGUGCCAUUUUUUUGGUAAAUGACGGGUGGCUAGCACUUUGAUGAUAAAAUUUUUGUAGUUGCUUUACCUCACAAGGGAAAAGAUUUUCUCAAUCUGAGUUCCAAUUGCCACGACUAACGUAUUUGCUGAAAUGUGUCUUUUCAGACAAUAGUCCCCAGCUGCCUCGCUUCGUUUGGGUUGUCGCCAGGAGACCAAACACAGACGUCAUUUGUUUGGUGGCGAAUUUGUCGUAAAGCUGCUGCACAUGUCCCUCAGCCUACCUUCCUCAUUCUCGUAACUUUGUUGAUUUGAUUGUCUUUACAAGCCUUUGUAUAUGCAUCAUGCUCCGUUUGUAUCCUCAACAAGGUGGAUGGGACAAAGUAAAGAAAAAUAGAAGGAUGACGCACCACUCUCCUUCCACAGACUAUGUAAUGGAAUAUGAUACUAAAUAAUAACCACUUUUGUUUUAUAAACUGAUUUCUGAAGUCA
Syngnathus typhle (broad-nosed pipefish) is the source of this 8396-nucleotide messenger RNA. RefSeq names its product diaphanous-related formin 2 (gene diaph2). Gene Ontology annotation, molecular function: small GTPase binding; actin binding; microtubule binding. The transcript is spliced from 30 exons. The record is from RefSeq and is a predicted model, not a curated record. NCBI's taxonomy places the organism in Eukaryota, Metazoa, Chordata, Actinopteri, Syngnathiformes, Syngnathidae. Bases 441 to 3857 code for a protein of 1138 amino acids. Gene Ontology annotation, biological process: actin filament polymerization; actin cytoskeleton organization. Gene Ontology annotation, cellular component: actin filament; cytoplasm.